UAUUAUUUGAUUUAUAAAUGAACCAACUUUAUAUGACAGUUUAGUUGAUGUGAAGAAACUAUAGUAUGAGUUUCUUCACUAUUUUGCUCCUUGUUCCAGGAGUGAUCGGGAACUCCCUUGUUUCUGUGAGUCUUCAGAAGAGUAGUUCAGUGUGCUGCAUGAGUGCUAAAGUAAAGACAUGUAAUGUGGCAUCAGUUGACCCAUCUAUGCUUGGAAAAGGAACUUUGACAUUACCAGGAGAUAUUACUGUUUCAUUCCUUAAUAUGGUUGCUGGGAACCCAAAUGCAUAUCACUACGGAAGUGAUGUUGCCAAUAUUAUCAUCACACAUAACCCAAGCACAGGUGGUAUUCAUGGUCAUUUCAUGACAUCAUCUGGAUUAUCUUAUACCCUGGAAUAUUGUGGAGAUGCAGGGCAUGUAUGGAAAGAAGUUGAUGUUCAAAAUCUUGGUUCCAAUGAGGGAAUUGAUUACAUUGAUGUCCCAGAAAUAGCUGUUGAUCCUCUAGAAAGAGUUGUCAAUCCACGACCAGUUCAUGAUGACUUUUUAAGGCAAGGUUUAGCUGACAACACUACUAUUUACACAUAUUCUGUCAAGUUUUAUUAUACCCCAUCAUUUUCUGCUGUAACUCCUGACAUUGAAGGAUUUAUAGAUCAAGUACUAGCAGAAACUAAUCAAGGAUAUGCAAACAGCCUGGUUCCCUUAAGGGUUGUAAAACAUUGCUCAGAGCUUUCAACCAUAGAUGAUGUUCCAGCUUCUUCUGAUAUGUUAAAUAACUUUAGAUACAUGAAAUCCUCCACAUCUGAACUCAGAGGAUCUGCAGAUGCUGCAGCUCUUUUGAUAAACGACUUCAGCUCUUGUGGUAUUGCUUACCUAAAUGUAAUAUCUAGUGGUAACAUGGUUUCUGUAACAAAGAAAAGUUGUGCUGUCGGGUAUUAUUCUUUUGGCCAUGAAGUUGGUCACAACAUUGGGUUGCACCAUGAUCCACUUGUAGCAACUAACACUGUAUAUCCUUAUGGGCAUGGUCAUCUGAUUGCACAAGGAAGUGCUAAUACUGGAUAUAGAACCAUACUUGCUUAUUCAGCAACAGGACACAAUACCAGAGUCAAUUACUAUUCAAAUCCUAGUGUUAUAUUACCAACCACUGGAACACCCACAGGAGUUGAGGGGAUUUCAGACAAUGCUGCUCUUUUAACUUUAAACAGAAUUAUCUUGUCUGCCAUUGGUGAUGAGUCUUCCGCAUGUUCUACAGCUACUACAGCUGCACCAACCACUGCUGCUCCAACAUCAGCACCAACCACUGCUGCUCCAACAUCAGCACCAACCACUUCAGGUUCAACUACCCCGACUGAAUGCACAAGUGAAAAUGGCAUUACAAAACUAACCCUGCUGAGGAGAAUAAAUAGAGUAAGAAAUCAGAAAGCAUGUUAUCAGCUCUGCCUUGAUGAUGCUAACUGUGAUUAUUGGUCGUUCUUCUACCAUCGUCAGUUGCGAAGGCGACAGUGUAGGCUCUUUGCUAUCACUUACAGGCCUUGGAACAAGUGGACCAGUGGACCAAGAACUUGUUAAUUAUGUGUUUCUUUUUUAAAUUGGAUUAAAUAAUUUUUGCUAAAUGAUUUACAUAAAUAAAAUUGGCUACAUUUAAAAAA
Eurytemora carolleeae is the source of this 1645-nucleotide messenger RNA. Its product is annotated as peptidyl-Asp metalloendopeptidase. The record is from RefSeq and is a predicted model, not a curated record. Gene Ontology annotation, molecular function: metallopeptidase activity. NCBI's taxonomy places the organism in Eukaryota, Metazoa, Arthropoda, Copepoda, Calanoida, Temoridae. The transcript is spliced from 2 exons. The coding region runs from base 66 to 1565 and encodes 499 amino acids.